Molecule: messenger RNA, 1248 nt
Organism: Mercenaria mercenaria
Lineage: Eukaryota; Metazoa; Mollusca; Bivalvia; Venerida; Veneridae
Product: kinesin-like protein KIF13A
Exons: 9
Coding region: 1-1110 (369 amino acids)
Biological process (GO): regulation of protein localization
Cellular component (GO): adherens junction
Molecular function (GO): cell adhesion molecule binding
Source: RefSeq, a predicted model, not a curated record
AUGCAGGACAUGUACGAGGACAGGAAGUCACAAGGAAUCUCACUGAGGGUAGAUGAUUCUGAUGAGUCCGAGUCGGAUGACGGACCACCUCAGAAAGGAGAUCCAUUCUAUGAAUCGUAUGAGAACCACAAUCUGAUUGGGGUAGCUAAUGUGUUUCUGGACUGUCUUUUUUAUGAUGUUAAACUGGACUAUCAAGUACCAAUCAUCAGUCAGCAGGGAGAGGUUGCCGGCAAACUACAUAUGGAGAUAUCUAAGCUGGGCAGCGGGAUCAUGGAUCGUUAUGCAGACAUAAAUGAUGAUAGUGACAAUGAGGAAGGCAAUGAAGAUGAUGCUGAUCAAUCAAUGUCAGUAAAGAUUUGUGAAGCAAAAGGCCUGCCAAAGGAUCUAUCAAAUUUUGUGUUCUGCCAGUACUCUUUCUGGGGUCAUGAUGACCCCAUCUCUGUCCCACCAGAGAUACACCCAGACACUAGUAAAAAGGACAAUGUGGCUAGAUCCAACUCUCUUGUUGACAGAUGGCAUGAAGUAACCAGGAAAAUAGAACUGUGGAUUGAGAUACAUGAAGUUAAUGACCAAGGUGAAUAUGCCCCUGUAGAGGUCAAACCUCAGGCUGACGUCCCAGCUGCCGGAGUAUUUCAGCUAAGACAGGGCCAUGCCAGACGUAUACUCACUCGUAUAAAGUCCCGGGGUGACUCAGGCACUCUUCCAUUAAUCUGUGAUAGUAUAAGCUCGCUUGCCAUUGGUUGUAUUUGUGCCCGCUCCAAGAUACAGAAAGGCUUGGACAGUUACCAAGAGGAAGAUCUAGGUCAUUUGAGAGAUCGCUGGAAUGAUGCUUUAUCAAGGAGGCAUAAAUAUCUGGACAGCCAAAUACAGAGUCUUAUAAAUAAAACUGAUAAAACUGAAGCAGACUGUGAUAGAGAAAGCGCAUUAAUAGACCAGUGGGUAUCACUGACUGAGGAAAGAAAUGCUGUGAUGGUUCCCGUAGCAGGCAGUGAAAUUCCAGGGGCACCAGCAGACUGGGAAGCUCCGCCUGACAUGGAACAACAUCGACCAGUGCUCUUUCUGGAUUUAAAUUGUGUGUGCCAUUGCAUCUUGGGAUUCUUCAAUCCAUGACUGGGCGAACCUGAAUCGUAUAACUGGAGCAGAAGAUCGUGUGUAUUUGAUACUUAAGGUGGUGUUGCGACUAAGUCACCCUGCUUACAUGGAAGUUGUGCUGCGUAAACGUAUCUGUGUGAAUGUAAAACAUCGUAA